GUGAUGUGAAAGAUGAAAAUGGUGAUAAUCUAUUAGUAUUGGCUGCUAGAGAAAAACAAUCUGCUACAGUUGACUGGAUAUUAGAGACAAUUCCUGAAGCUAGUACUAGAGAUUGUAUAGAAGCUGCUAUGAAACUCUCAGAUAGAAAAGAAAGAAGUAAACUUGCUAAAUGGAAAGGGUCUGAAGGAGCGAGUAGACGACGACUAGUUCAAGAAAAUUUAGAACUUAGGAGACAGUUAAAAACAGAAACUGAACCCACAAAAGAAACGAACUAUGAAAGUGCAUCUGAUUAA
This is a messenger RNA of Racocetra fulgida, 293 nucleotides long. NCBI's taxonomy places the organism in Eukaryota, Fungi, Glomeromycota, Glomeromycetes, Diversisporales, Gigasporaceae. The record is from the annotation of a GenBank genome assembly.